GUCUGGCACUGCCUCCAUUUUGAAACGGACAUGGCUGGCACCAGCCACCAGACGCCCAAGCCCAAAUCCGAACCGUCGCUUCCAAUUCUUUCCUCGAUUAUAUUUUUCUUUUGAGGGAUUCUUUCCUCAGUUCUAGCCUUCCACAGGUUGUAGCUGCCCAAACCCACAGUGCUCUACCUGUAGCCCGCCCGAAGAAUGGAAGGGGACGCGGUUCUUUCGAGCAUGGAUUCCCUGUGGUUCUACUCCAGCGUCUUCCUCCGCCCGUCCUCCAACUCCAAGCACAAGGAGAGCGAGUGUGCAGAAGAGCCGCAGCAAGAUUCGGCAUCAGAAACCAACAAGACGACCAGCGGUGGUCGCCCUUGCCAGCCCCCCAAAUGCGUCAAGGAGGCGGCGGCGCAAACGGGGCGAAGAGCAGAGGGCGGAACAGUGCGAAUUGCGGAUGCGAGGGGCUGCAGCUGGGAGUGGGAUGAGCGGAUGGUCGCUUGGCAGAAGGAGCAGAGGCGGCGGGCGCGCGUUGCUGCGGCAGCCCGAGCCCGGUGCUCGCAGACGAUGAUGCCGCCGCCCGGAGAAGGCGUGGCCAUGAAGGCGCAUCUCAGGUCCUGGGCUCACGCUGUCGCUUGCUCCGUCAGAUAAGGGUUCUCCGUUCAGAAAUUAGGGAAAGUAAACUUUUGCUCCGUCUCUAAAUAACGUCAUCUCUUCAUGGUUGUACUUGCGGAUUAUAUAUUGUGGUUUAUGCGGUUCGUCUUUCAGGUAUGAUCACUUGAGGUGAGGCUCACAUUAACAUAACCGAUUCAUUUGACAUA
Molecule: messenger RNA, 803 nt
Organism: Sorghum bicolor (sorghum)
Lineage: Eukaryota; Viridiplantae; Streptophyta; Magnoliopsida; Poales; Poaceae
Exons: 1
Coding region: 196-633 (145 amino acids)
Source: RefSeq, a predicted model, not a curated record